Messenger RNA from Nipponia nippon (crested ibis), 2832 nucleotides. NCBI's taxonomy places the organism in Eukaryota, Metazoa, Chordata, Aves, Pelecaniformes, Threskiornithidae. The record is from RefSeq and is a predicted model, not a curated record.
AUGCCGCCGGCGGUGCCCGUCAUCACCGGCCAGGCAGACGCGGCGGGGGCCUCGGCGCUGCUGGUGGGGGCCCCCCGCGAUGUGGAGCCGACGAACAGCACGCGGACGGGCGCCGUCUAUGCCUGCCCCCUCACCGUCUCCACAAGCGACUGCCAGCGGCUCGACAUCGAGUUGAAGAGUGAGCCGGAAAAGGCCAUCAUCGAUGACAUGUGGCUGGGGGGGACGGGGGGCAGCCAGCGGCAGGCGGGGGGGGGGGGGGGGGGGCGGCAGCCGGCGGGGAGGGUACUGGCCUGCGCUCACCGCUACACCAAGGUGCUGUGGUCGGGCAGCGAGGACCAGCGACGCAUGGUGGGCAAGUGCUACGUGCGGGGCAAUGACCUGCGCCUCAACAUCAGCGACGAGUGGCAGACCUACCACAACGAGAUGUGCAACUCCAACACGGACACCGACGAGACCGGCAUGUGCCAAAUGGGCAUCAGUGCCGGCUUCACCGCCAACGUCAUCUAUUUUGGGGCUCCCGGUGCCUAUAACUGGCAAGGUACUGACUACAUGCUGCAGCGGGAGAUGUGGGACCUGCACGACUUCUCCUACCCCAACAAGAAGAACGGCAAUACCUAUAUAGCCCCUCGGCCCCACAGGUGGCAGGACCUGGUGGUGGGAGCCCCUUACUACUUCCAGCGGAAGCAGGAGGUGGGGGGCGCAGUCUAUGUCUACAUGAACGAGGUGGGGGGCUUCCAGUCCCACCCCAGCCUGGUCCUCACCGGCCCCAGCUACUCCGCCUUUGGCUUCGCCGUGGCCAGCAUUGGGGACGUCAACCAGGACGGCUUCCAGGAUAUCGCUGUGGGGGCUCCUUUCGAGGGGCCCGGCAAGGUCUACAUCUACCACAGCAGCGCAGAAGGGCUGCUGGACAAACCCCGGCAGGUGAUCAGCGGGUCGGAUCUGGGCCCUGCCAGCAUGCGGACCUUCGGGUACUCGCUGAGUGGGGGGCUGGACGUGGACGGUAACUCCUACCCCGACCUCCUGGUGGGCAGCUUGGCGGAGAGGGUCGUCCUGCUCAGAGCUCGGCCCGUGAUCAACAUCUUGGACAAGACCUUCACGGUGACCCCCAGCAAGGUGGACCCUGCCCGCUGCACGCCGGACUCCUGUAUCACGGUGACCGUCUGCUUCUCCUACAACCAGAGUGCCGGGGACCCCAAGUACAAGGAGAACAUCACCCUGGAGUACACCCUGGAGGCUGACAAGGACCGGCACCCCCCCAGGGUCAGGUUUUUGGGGACCCACUCUGCCACCUACCGCGGCAUCUUCCCCAUGCCCCAGACCCGCUGUGAAUCCAAGGAGCUCCUGCUGCUGGACAACAUCCGAGACAAGCUGCACCCCAUCGUGCUCUCCAUGAACUACUCACUGGUGGAGAAGCCCAGGACCUUCCAGCUGGGUCCCCGCUCCCUCGACGCCUUCCCCGUCCUCAACCAGGACCAGUCCCACGAGAACGAGACCAAGAUCGAGUUCCAGAAGGAGUGCGGCUCUGACAACAAGUGCUACAGCAACCUCCAGCUCCAGAGCAGCUUCGUCACCGACCAAAACCAGCCCCUGCCCAGGCUGAACGGUACCCAGGUGCUGCAGUACAGCCGGGACGUGCGGAAGCUCUACCUGAGCAUCAACAUCACCAACGUGCCCACCACCCCCUCCAAUGGCGAGGAUGCCCACGAGGCGCUGCUCAGCAUCACGGUGCCCGCCAGCCUGCUGCCCUCCUCCGUUCGCCCGAGCGGAGCCUGUACCUUUGCGGAGACGGUGCUGUGCGAGCUGGGCAACCCUUUUAAGAGGAACCAGAGGGUAGAGCUGAUCAUCACCUUCGAGGCCAUUGGGAUCAUGCUGGACACACGGGAGGUCUCGGUGUGGCUGGACCUGUCCACGCAAAGCACCCAGGAGGACCUGCAGCCCGUGCUGGCCAAGCUGCUGGUGGACUACAGCAUCCAGUCCUCACUGACCAUAUCCCCCUCCCACGCCCAGUCGCACUUCAGCGGGACGGUGGUGGGCGAGUCGGCCAUGCGGAGAGAGCAGGACGUGGGCAGCCCCCUCGCCUUUGAAUUCCAGGUGACCACCAAGGGUGAGUCACUGGGCACCCUGGGCACCAUCCUGCUGGGUUUCGAGUGGCCCUACGAGAUCCCCAACGGCAAAUGGCUCCUCUACCCCACUGAGAUCCUCGUCAACAGUAAUGAGACCUGCCAGCCCCCCGGGGGGGUCAUUAACCCCCUCAACCUCACCCUGCUGGAGGACCAGGCUCCAUCCCGGCAGAGACGGGAGCUGGAAGCCCCCGAGCCGGCGGAGCCCCCCGUCACCCUGGCCACCGCCAAGAAAGCCAAGUCGGAGGUGGUGCUGAGCUGCUCCAAGGGCACAGCUCGCUGCAUCUGGUUCGAGUGCCCCCUCCUCCACACCCAGCACCCCACCACCUUCAGCAUCCGCGCCCGGGUGUGGAACAGCACCUUCAUCGAGGAGUACAGCGAUUUUGACCGGGUGAAGGUGGACGGCACAGCGACGCUUGGGGACUGGAGCUGCUGGGAGCUCUUCUCCCGACGAGGUUCCUCUCGGCCCUUCCAGUUCUCCGUGGACGUGGACUCGGAGCUGACGGAGGAGCAGCCGGCCGAGAUCGCGCUGUGGCUGGUGCUGGUGGCGGUGGCGGCCGGGCUGCUGCUGCUGGGGCUGAUCAUCCUCCUGCUCUGGAAGUGCGGUUUCUUCCGGCGGGCCAACACGCGGGCCAUGUACGAAGCCAAGGGGCAGAAGGCGGAGAUGAGGAUCCAGCCGUCGGAAACCAAGCGGCUGACAGACGACUACUAG